Molecule: messenger RNA, 1625 nt
Organism: Alosa sapidissima (American shad)
Lineage: Eukaryota; Metazoa; Chordata; Actinopteri; Clupeiformes; Clupeidae
Gene: arl5a
Product: ADP-ribosylation factor-like 5A
Exons: 7
Coding region: 558-986 (142 amino acids)
Biological process (GO): vesicle-mediated transport; intracellular protein transport; protein localization to Golgi membrane
Cellular component (GO): trans-Golgi network; cytoplasm
Molecular function (GO): GTP binding; GTPase activity
Source: RefSeq, a predicted model, not a curated record
UGUGUCAGCACUGGUUGAGCUGCUGCAUAGCCACAGCUGUGUCCUCCUCAUCGACAGCGCUGUACUCUGGAGCAGCAAACCCGAACACAGGCCUGAUCCCUUUCUCGCCAGAUCUCGGCUAAGAUGUGUAUGAUGCUGGGUAGUUAGGCUAUCGCAGUGUACCUACGUGUAAGAAGAUGUCUCCAAAAAUGUCGAUAUAUCGUUAACUCUUCGUAGAAUCAAUGAGAAAUCGUGGCGAAGGUCUUGCUUUAAUGGAAACUGAAGUAUUCAAUGCUCGCUAUUCCAGCAGUUCUUGGUAGCUUGCUUGCUAGCUUGGGCUAACCAACGAGCCAGCAGAUUGUUUUCAAAGUCUCGAAUUUGUGGCUGCCUCUGAAGGCCCUUGGUCUGCAAUGGGAAUUAUUUUUACGAAGUUAUGGAGGCUGUUUAAUCACCAAGUGUGGUGGUCUUUUCUUUAACAACAAGACAAUGGUGUGGGAUGACACAGCCUAGCAGAGCACAAGGUCAUCAUUGUGGGCCUCGACAAUGCAGGGAAGACGACCAUUCUUUAUCAGUUCUCAAUGAACGAGGUGGUACACACCUCGCCGACAAUAGGCAGCAAUGUGGAAGAGAUAGUGGUCAACAACACCCAUUUCCUCAUGUGGGACAUCGGGGGUCAGGAGUCCCUGCGCUCGUCGUGGAACACUUACUACACGAACACCGAGUUUGUGAUCGUGGUGGUUGACAGUACGGACAGAGAGAGGAUCUCCGUGACCAGAGAGGAACUGUACAGAAUGCUUGCACAUGAAGACCUUAAGAAGGCUGGUUUAUUGAUCUUUGCCAAUAAACAAGACGUGAAGGAUUGCAUGACCGUGGCGGAGAUCUCUCAGAGCCUGCAGCUCACCUCGGUGAAGGACCAUCAGUGGCACAUCCAGGCCUGCUGUGCUCUCACUGGCGAAGGGUUAUGCCAGGGCCUGGAGUGGAUGAUGUCACGGCUGCGAGUGAGAUGACCUCUGACCCCUUAGUGUGCAGUGGGUUCACUCUGAUGUGCAGGCGUGACUCUGGGGGCCGGCUGCUGCUCAGCUCACUGUGAAGGUGACACAGUGACGUCACCAGGACUCAUGGUUUUAUUUAUUUACAGAUCACUGCUCAGAUUAAGAACUGUGAACAACCACAACACCACAUGCAGCAACAACAACAACAAACAAAACAAAAACCGGACUCUAGACUUUCAGGAUCAAUGAAUUCACACCAACCCAAACCCCUGUGUUUUCAUUUUGAUUUUUUUUUUUUUUUUGAUUUCGUUUGUUUUGUUUUUCUUGCACGGUUUUACCCUUUCAUUAAGAAAGGAGAGGUCGGAAGGGGGAAAAACAAUUAAAAAUGAGAAUGGAUCUAACUGUAGAUGCAGAGGAGAGCUUUGGAGAAGACAGACCCAGAUGAGCGUACAUGCCUGUCUGGAGUACUGCAGUGCUGCCAGCCUGCUGGAGAUUGUGUUGCCCUGUAUGUGCAGUCCAGUAUUUGCAUUAACCUUGUGCCUGCAUCAGAGCCCUUAGGCAUUAAGGGCUGAAGAGACAAGCGAAGAGGGGAAAAACUCCUCCUCUCUGCUCAUGUAAAAAAAAAACAGUGAAAUAAAGUGUUUUUAUCUGUCA